UUUUUGUGACGUAACUGCGCAAGAGAAACUUAUACGCCUAUUUCAUCAUUCGCACGUUGGUGUUUCGCGUGGCAGCAUCAGUUCAGUCGCCAUCCGUCACAGUGGUUGAAAAGUCGGCGCGUGUAGGUUCGUGGCCCACCUCGGGUAUUCGAAAGAAAAUGACGAAAACUUGUCCAAAUUGCAAAUCAAGCGAGUUCGAUGUCGAUCCAGCAAGGGGAGAUACAGUUUGUAUGAACUGUGGUUCAGUAUUGGAAGAAAAUAGAAUUGUUUCUGAAAUCUCAAUUCAAGAGAAUGCUGAUGGAUCUUCAUCUGUUGUUGGUCAAUUUGUUACUACUGAAGGCAGCUACAAUCCACAUCUUUCUGGCUUCCAAUAUGGUAUUGGAAAAGAAUCUCGACAAAUUACAUUGGAUAAAGGCAAAAACCAGAUACGUGAUAUGGCCGCGCAACUUAAUCUCAAUCGACAUUGUGUUGAUACUGCAUUCAACUUUUUCAAAAUGGCAAUCAGUAAACGCUUAUCAAGGGGAAGACGUAUUACUCAUAUUGUUGCAGCAUGUUUAUACAUGACAUGCAGAACAGAAGGAACACCUCACUUGCUCCUGGAUUUCAGCGACAUAACUCAGGUGAAUGUCUUCAUUUUGGGAAAAGUUUUUCUACUUCUAGCAAAGGAACUGCACAUUAAUCUUCCAGUCUUGGAGAAACAGUUUGGGCCAACCCACGCAGUCUACCAUCGUCUCUUACAGCCAGCUUAUGAAAGGAUGAUUAUUCAGCAUGUUUACAAAAACAAAAUCAACUUGAAAUCCGGAGCCACUGGUCAGCUGUUGCAGAAAAGACCGAAAACAACAGGUUACCUGGGCAAAAAAUGGGAAGGGACUAGUUACCCCGCUUCUACUUACUGGAAUCCCACUGUAAAUGAACACUGGCAAUGGCAACAUUCGGUCGCGCCAUCGAUCGCCCACAGUAUUCAAACUUUUCAAGAAAACCAGCAAAAACCUAUUACCGUUCCUCAACUAACGGACGAGUACAACAUAAAAGCUUCCUCGCGAGCCAACACCUUUAGCGCAACAACGAGAGUGCGCGAGGUCCCAGUUUCAGGGAUUUACAAAAAAGAAAUCCAGGAGUUUCGUUCCAGAACACCAUCCGCUCGUGGCGUGAGAGCUGUGGCAAUUUCAAAUCGGUCUUUGAUCGCAUCUCAGAGUGGUCGAGCUCAUAGUGUUGGAGCACCCAGUGUGUCGGGUAAAAUUCCCCACGCAAGUGACCAACCCGUUCGAAUGCAACGGGAGUUCGAACAACUUCAGUUAACGAGGGAACGUAAACGGCAAGCACAGAUCACCUCGCACCGAAUGGACAGAAUGUAUUAUCUUAACGGCUCGUCUUCAAAAAUCCAUUCGAAAUAUCGAAUAUCUGACGAAGAGCUAAGCCGGAUCCGUAUGAUUGCUGUGGCCCGUGGAAUCAAAGUUCCUUCUAUUGUUAGCGGCUAUAAGGAGAACCGAGGCAGUGUUAGUGGUCCGCACUCGACUCCCAGGGGUCCGGAGGAUGAUGAUGUUGCUCGUCAAGGGAGCGGGAGGACCAUCAUUCCAACUGCAGAUAACUUAUCAAUUGGAGAUGUGACGUCCUUGGAUGGGACGGAGAAAGGGAGCUCCAGAGCGACGAAGGAGGAUCGUGCAACAUCCGACAAUGAAGAGGACCGUUUAGAGUUGCUCCGAGAGCUGGAGGCAGAGAAGAGCGUCACAAGCCACAAUCUGGAUGUAGAGGAUGCUACUGAAGAGGAAAAGGAAGAAGAAGAGCAUUCGGAACCAAACGAGAAACAAGAAACCGUUUCAGUAAAAUCAGACUCUGCGGCGCUGCAAGGGUCGCAACGAAACGUUACCUUUUUAACUGAAUUAACUGAGGCCGAGAAAAUGCAAGAAAAAAGCUAACCAGCUUUGUAAUACAGCUUGUUAAACAAAUUAGGAAUUUUGCUCAAUUUGUAAAAUUUUAACAGCUUUCCGCUUGACCAAAUCGUGACCAUGCAGUCAUGGAUGAUAUUUCUUUAUUCCUGGUGUGUCAACAUACCGACAAUGCUCUGUAGGUUACUUCGCGCUAUUUAUUGCUUUGUGUGUGUAUACAAACGCGUAUACAACAAAGGUAUCUUUGCUUGGUAAACUAACGUGUAAACUAACGUGUAAAGAGGUCGGGAACAGUCUCGCUUCGUCGCAAUUUACAAGAAGUCUCUGCUAUUCCCACCCCCUGUAACUGUGCCUAAGUUUUCCCCACGGCGCGACCAUAUACAAUUUACAGGGAAUUCUUAACCAAGCUUAUAUUUCACGAUAAACAGCAGUGUGUGGAUUACUUAUGGCGUCUUUGUUUUGUCCGGCGCAGAUCCUAGCCCUUCUAAAAUUACCGUUCCCGGAAUUAAGCGAGAUUAAAUAUCCUGACACGUGUUUUGUAAAUCGUUUCUGUUUUCUCUUGCGACGUUUAACUCGUAGGCUUAGUAAAGCUCCAUGUUUA
This is a messenger RNA of Ciona intestinalis (vase tunicate), 2487 nucleotides long. NCBI's taxonomy places the organism in Eukaryota, Metazoa, Chordata, Ascidiacea, Phlebobranchia, Cionidae. The record is from RefSeq and is a predicted model, not a curated record.